AUGAAAACACUGUCAGUUGUGAAAUUUCUCGCGCGAAAGGGAUAUUUUGUAGCCUUUGAAGUCUGAAGUAAGUUAAUGAUCAAGAAAAUUAACCAUCGUAAUGCCUGGGAAAGCCAAUGUAGACAAGGAAAUUUGGCGAUGGACAGAAACAACCUAUCCAGAAGAAGUUACGGAGGAACAUGUUCGGAUUGCUUAUCGAGUCAAUCUCCCAAUCUGUUCGGCGUCUUGCAGGCGAAACUGCAAGGGCAAUCCAAAUUGUCUUGUGAAUCUUGGUGAGAAGGAAUGGCUGAAGGGGAUCAGCGAUGAACACUGGUAUCAGAUGGAUGACCCGGAAGAAGAAAAGAGGAGAAAGGAGGAUUUGGUUGGGUUGAAAAAUCUUGGUGCAACGUGUUAUGUGAACACAUUCUUGCAGGUAUGGUUCAAUAACCAGCAGUUUCGAGAAGCAAUCUAUAGGUGGAGGCCAUUGGAUGAAGAAUGGGGAAAAGAACAACCACUUGCAGAUGGUAUUUUAGCGGCUCUUCCUGACGAAUCCUUGCAGCCCUCUUCAAUAUGCGGUCACCUGCAGCUCCUCUUCGCUUUGCUGCAAUUUAGCAAGAGAAGAUACAUUGAUCCUUCUAAUUUCAUCAACUGCCUUGGACUGGAUGCAGCAUUGCAACAAGAUGCUCAAGAAUUCAGCAAGCUGUUGAUCUCCUUGUUGGAGGGAACGUUGAAAGAACAACCUGAUCCCUUGGUGCGGAAUGUCAUCGAACAGCAGUUCAGCGGACAGUAUUCGUACGUAACCAGGUGCAAUCAUUGCGGCAACUGUUCCGAGAGGCCUUCAAGGUUCUACGAGCUCGACCUCAACAUCAAAGGUCAUAAGCAGCUGGAAGACAGUCUGAGUGAGUUUCUCAAGGAAGAGAAGCUAGAAGGCUCUAAUCAGUAUCUCUGUGAGAAAUGUAACUGUAAGAGAAAUGCAACCAGAUGCAUCAAGCUGCAGACACUUCCACCCGUCCUCAAUAUCCAACUACUGAGAUUCGUGUUUGAUAGACACAGUGGAACAAAAAAAAAGCUGAACAAUUUCUUGCAGUUUCCUGAGGAGAUAGAUAUGUCCAAACACCUUGCCAGAAGAGACAAAGAUGCUGUAUAUGACUUGGAGGCUGUCCUCAUACACAGGGGGCCCACCGCUUACUCCGGUCAUUACAUCGCCCACAUCCGUAGCCAUGGCGACGGAGGGGCGUGGUAUAAGUUCAACGAUGAGGAGAUUCAGAAGAUGGAAGGGAAGAAUCUCAAGCUCGGGUGUGAGGACGAAAUCUCCGCAGGGAAAGAAGGGAGGCGACCGAAGGUCCCAAAAGGAAACCAUGCAUCCAAGAAUGCUUACAUGUUGGUAUACACAAGGAGAACCUCAGACAAGGCGAAACCCGUUCCAGAAAGUAAUGUUGAGAAUUCAGCAACAUCCAGCGUGGAAAGUCUGCCGGAUUAUUUACAGGAGCUCAUCAACCGUGACAACGAGAAGUUUGAGGAUUGGUUGAGGGAGAUGGUUGCAAUGAGAACCAAGAAUGUGGAGUCUGGAAGAUCAAGGCAGCAGGAAAUACAAACCAUCUACAAACAGAUCCAACCUGCAGAGGAUGGAAAAUGCGACUGGAUAGCGACUGAAUGGCUGAAGAAAUGGUUGCAUGAAGAUACAAUUGUCUCCAAGAUUGAUCCAAUUAAUCUCUACAAGUACGAAUGCAAACAUCGGAAUCUUGAUCCACACAAAGUCAAAGAACUCAAAAGGAUCAGUUCAAAAGCUGCUGACCUGUUGUUCGCCAAGUACGGCGGCGACGGCCUCCAUCUGAGGAUGACCCAAGCUAAGAUGUGUGUAGCUUGCGUCAAACAGAAAUGUCAGGUCAUGAGGAUCCAAGCCCAGCUGGUCGCUGAUCAGAAGUUUGUCACUGAGAACACCAAAGCAAAAUGUCACAGUGAGGAUGGUUUCUGGGUUGGCAAGGAUUCUCUUCGGCAGUGGAAGAGGAUGGCCGUCGAGAAGGUCGAAUCUCAGUUCGAUGGAGGAGGAGGCGGGGUGACAGAAGAAGAGGACAUGGAGAUAGAGGAUGAUGACCAGACUAUGACCAACGGAGUGUCAUCGGCAACUGGAGAUGAUGGAGGAAAGAAUGGAACUGUUCCGAAAGAGAACGGAGAGAAGGAGGGGAAGCACACAGAAGUUGAUGAGGAAGAGGACGAGGAUGAAGAACCUCUCAUAUUCAAUGAGGAUCUUCUCUGCAAUCAUAGAAACCUUAGUACAGACAUGAGUCAGAGGAGACUCAUCUUAGCUCCUGUGUGGGAGGUUCUCCGCAAAUACUUCCCAGAAUCCUCAGAAUUCAAAGCCGACAGCCAGCCAUGCCUUCAAUGUCAGCUAGCAGAUGCACAUGAUGCAGAGCAGGCUCAGAAGAGAUGCAAUCUUGCCACAAACCAGAAGAAAUCGUUAUCGCAGCUGUUUCAUGGGAGGAGUAGACCUUCGUGGAAAAAGGGGGAGUCAACGGAAGUUUACAUCACGCCACUUCCCUUUGUGGAGGCGUGGCGGAAUUUUCUACGGCAUCCGGUCAAAGCCGAUCUCCCGACCGACAUCUCAAACGGUUCUUUCAUCUGUGCACACAACGGUCUGAUCUUGGAUCCAAGCACAAUAUCACCUAUUGAUGAAACAUCUGGAGUUGCGUUAGUGUGGCCCUCUGAGUGGGAGUUACUCCAAGCGAACUACAAGGUAGACCAACCCAUCAGGAUAUGGAAGGUCAUUGCCGAUGGGCCGUGCUUCAUAACGGAACCAGAGCUUUGUCAGACAUGCUCACAGGAGAGACUGCUGGCCGAACACCAAGCAAAGUUCACCUACUCCGGGGUCAAGGUCUACAUCCGUAAGUUCAUGCCGGAGGUCGGGGAGAACUCCAAGGCAGCCAUCAGCUUCCUGAUGGAUGCCACGUCUCCAGGUGGAUCCAGCGACCAGGAGAACAAGGAUCCCGACUUUCAUCAGUCUGAACCCAAGCGAAUGAAGUUGGAACUAGACAACAACUCAAGCUCCAGGAGGAGUUCGCGGCACAGAAGAGUAAGAGGGGAGAAAGAAGUGAUUGUCUCAUCAACAAAUACGCUCAAAGAACUCAAGAUCAAGGUCAUGCAUGCCUUCAGCGUGGCCCCGUUCGACCAGACGCUGCUCUACAGGGGGAAACCCCUUCUGGAUAACGAAGCCACCCUGGGCCACCUAGGGGUCACACCCGAAGCCUUGAUCACUCUCAUCGUAGACAACCCCGUGUGUGAAGACCCCCUUGCCAUGGAUGAAAUAGUCAGAGCAUCAUCUGUACCAGAAGCUGGUUUCAAAGGGACUGGUCUGCAAAGCAGUUGACCUUCGAACUAUGAACUUUGACCCCGUCACUGACAAUUCAGGAUGCUGAUUGGGCGAUUUCAGGGAUGUACAGUGCAUGUCAGAGAGCAAGAGAUAUAUGCUAGAUAUUGUGUGUUUUCAAGAUUGUAUCUGUUCAAAAGAAGAAGAGUAUUGUUCUUGCUGGCAAACGUAUAUGAAAAGAGAAAUAUUUAUUGUGCUAGAUGAUGGCUGUCUGAGUUGAUAGGUGGUACUUGUUGAGUGAAUGAAUGAAUAGUUGAUGAGGCACGAAAAGUAUUUACAUAUACAUAUGAUGAAUAGAGUCUAGUAUUCUAUAUUGAGACCACAUGUGGUUUAAGCCUGGCUAUUAAACGCCUUUGCUUUCUGGGUGUGCGUUCAGCUGCGCAUUGCCCAAACGCAAUGCUCAACAACCAAUCAACGUAAAGGAUUCCUUGGGUUUUACCAUCGGAUGGCAAAGUUUCCAUAAUCGUAACUGUUUCAAGGAGUGUGUAUUCUGAGAAGAGAGUAUAUUUCCAUGAGAAGUAUGGGCUAAAAUAUGCCAAAAAUUCAGGUUUCUUAUUACCGAAUUGCAUUAUCUAACA
Messenger RNA from Lytechinus variegatus (green sea urchin), 3921 nucleotides. Its product is annotated as ubiquitin carboxyl-terminal hydrolase 48-like. Lineage: Eukaryota; Metazoa; Echinodermata; Echinoidea; Temnopleuroida; Toxopneustidae. Gene Ontology annotation, molecular function: cysteine-type endopeptidase activity; cysteine-type deubiquitinase activity; protein binding. Gene Ontology annotation, biological process: protein deubiquitination. The coding region runs from base 101 to 3343 and encodes 1080 amino acids. The record is from RefSeq and is a predicted model, not a curated record. Gene Ontology annotation, cellular component: nucleus; cytosol. The transcript has 26 exons.